This is a messenger RNA of Ostreobium quekettii, 897 nucleotides long. Lineage: Eukaryota; Viridiplantae; Chlorophyta; Ulvophyceae; Bryopsidales; Ostreobiaceae. The record is from the annotation of a GenBank genome assembly.
GGCCCCUGCAAAGGUUACGGCCUCCGGCGCGCAGCAGCGCGGUCCUGGGCACAGGCGGGGCUGCCCAACAUGCCACCGCCGUCGGCGCGCCCUCGAGCGCCCUGCUCGACUCGGCAGGGAGCAACCGCCUGGAAAGCCAACCCCGGUCGCGAUGGCGUCACCGCUCGCCUGGCGCCCAGUUUGGACCUAACUUCACGGAGAAAGCAGCGAUUCGCGCCCGCUGGGAUGCCGAUCUUCGCCGGUUCCCGCACCUCGCGAGGCUGUCACGCGCGGUCAACCUCCUACCUGUCGGCAAACACAGUCCCGCGGAUGGACGCGCCAUUCGAUCGGCCAUCAAGGGAGAUGUUCGGUGGGCUGACCCGCGGCUUGGGCGGCAUCCUGGUGGCCUGCGCGGCGGCCGCCCUGGCCCUGGUCUGGGCGCCAGGCGCCUCGAUGGCUGCUGAGCGUGUGGACACCUUCGACGCCACGGGGCUGUUGUUCAAGGACAAGGUUGAGGUUAUCGCCGUAGACGACCCCUCCGUGGCCGGCGUGACACUCUUCGUCUCCGACUUCAAGCGCUCCAUCGCCAACAAGCUGUCCAAGGACUUCUUCGACGAGCCCAGCCAGGCGGGCAUCACCUGCAGCCGCACGGGGCACGUGCAGAUCUUGGACCCCAAGGGAGUGGCGACGCCCGGGGGCCAGGAGGUGUUCUCCGAGAGCAAGGGGCUGUCGCUGUUCGGCAGCAAGGCCACGAGGGUGCGACGGCUGUGGGACGCCGACCGGCGGACGCUGCUGUACGUGGCGUACGGCACGCGGGGCCUGACGAGCGGCACAGACGAGGGGGGCCCAUCGCCGGGCCGGUACAAGACGUCCAUAUGCGCCGUGGAGGUGCCGGCGGAAGAGGCGGUCUCCUCCUAA